This is a messenger RNA of Sphaerodactylus townsendi, 5040 nucleotides long. It is a transcript of the gene SLC30A9, whose product is annotated as solute carrier family 30 member 9. Gene Ontology annotation, molecular function: monoatomic cation transmembrane transporter activity. Lineage: Eukaryota; Metazoa; Chordata; Lepidosauria; Squamata; Sphaerodactylidae. Gene Ontology annotation, cellular component: nucleus; membrane. Gene Ontology annotation, biological process: positive regulation of transcription by RNA polymerase II; zinc ion transport; transmembrane transport. The record is from RefSeq and is a predicted model, not a curated record.
GCUCCGUCGUACUUCCUGUUCCGCUUUCGCCAAUGGGGCCCGCUCCGGAGCCGGCCGGGGGCCGGGCCGGGCGUGCCCAGGAGAAGCGGAUUCCGGCGGCUCCUCCUCCUUUCGUCCGCCGCGGCUGAGAGCACGGUGGGAGGAUGCUGCCGGCUCUGGCCGCCCAGCGCCGGGGAUGGGGCUGCCUCUACCAGCUCCAUCUGCUGCGGCGGCAGGGCCGGUGCCCGGCAGGGGUGCCCCUCGCCAGGGCGGGCUGCCACGGAUGGCUGGUACCUGUCAGAUUUGGAAGUUUCUCCCCUAUGCUGCCAUGUAACCGUCUGCCUCUUUGUCCAACAAGUCAAGUAAAGCUUAUAAUUUCAGACGGUCAGAAAAAAAGCACAGGACCACAGGAAGGGAAUUCAUCGGUCCCUGAAGGAGGUGCGCAAAAAAUAGCAUCAGCCCGGGAUGCUGGCAGUCAACCAUCACCUUUGUUACAAAUGCCAAUCCAAGUAAAAGUGAAAGCAGUUCUUAAAAAGAGAGAAUAUGGACCAAAGUACAUGAAGAAUAAUUUCAUCACUGGCGUCAGAGCAAUCAAUGAGUUCUGUCUGAAGUCCAGGGUUGAUGCAGCCAGUAUCAAGCAGAGCCAAGUUUCCAUCACUCUGCCAGUGUUGUGGAAGCCUCUCGACUCAGACUUGGCCAGUGGCUUCAAUGAUGGGUCUUGGUCCAGCCAUUAUUGCCUGAGCAGAGCAGCCGUCUGCAGCUUUGACUUGCAGUCCCACAAUGAGCCCUUGGGCAUUGGCUUGCUCUUGUGCCACGCUACUGUCCCAGGCUGCACCCGGUCAGCUUCUCCAAAUGGAUCUUGGAGGCUCUCGAUCCAGCUCCAAGAAAAAAUCCGGCGGCGGAGCCCUCAUGAUGACACCGAGGCUUUCACUGUGUUUUUGAGAUCGGACGUGGAGGCCAAGUCACUAGAAGUCUGGGGAAGCCUGGAGGCUCUUGCUCGAGAGAGGAAAAGGCGUAAAGAAGCGGAAAUAGAAUACAGAGAAAAUUUGUUUAAAAACCAAAAGUUGUUGAAGGAAUACAAAGACUUCCUAGGCGAGACAAAGCCACGCUCCAAUGCCUCAGCUGUAUUUCUCAGGGGACCCGGGAAAGUGGUGAUGGUUGCUAUUUGCAUAAAUGGCUUGAAUUUUUUUUUCAAGCUUCUUGCUUGGGUUUACACGGGUUCCGCCAGCAUGUUCUCUGAAGCCAUUCACUCUCUGGCAGACACCUGUAAUCAGGCUUUGCUAGCGCUUGGAGUGAGUCAGUCUGUGAAGACGCCAGAUCCAAGUCACCCAUAUGGCUUCACGAACAUGCGCUACAUUGCGUCCCUGAUCAGCGGCGUUGGCAUUUUCAUGAUGGGCGCAGGACUUUCGUGGUACCACGGGGUGAUGGGCUUGUUGCAUCCUCAGCCCAUAGAAUCACUUCUCUGGGCUUAUUGUAUAUUAGCGGGGUCAUUGGUAUCUGAAGGAGCUACUCUUCUAGUGGCAAUCAACGAAAUUAGAAGAAGCGCCCGGGCCAAAGGGUUGUCCUUCUAUCAGUACGUUAUUCAGGCACGUGACCCCAGUACAAACGUCGUGUUGCUGGAAGAUACUGCAGCGGUUCUGGGUGUGACGUUAGCUGCUACCUGCAUGGGCCUGACGUCCUUAACAGGUAACCCAUAUUAUGACAGUUUGGGAUCACUGGGCGUAGGGACGUUACUGGGAGCCGUAUCAGCGUUCCUCAUCUAUACCAACACAGAAGCACUUUUGGGGCGAUCCAUAAUGCCUGACCAGGUGCAGAGGUUGACGGAGUUACUGGAAAGUGACCCUGCAGUAAGAGCAAUUCAUGACGUUAAAGCCACAGAUAUGGGAAUGAGCCAAGUGAGAUUCAAGGCAGAAGUAGACUUUGAUGGACGGGUUGUGACUCGGUCUUACUUGGAGAAACAAGACAUUGAGCAGCUACUACAAGAAAUCCAGCAGGUGAAGACCCUUGAGGAGUUGGAGGCUUUCAUGCUUAAACAUGGGGAAAAUAUUAUUGACACGCUAGGAGCCGAAGUUGACAGGCUGGAGAAAGAGCUGAAGCAACGCAAUCCGGAGGUGCGGCACGUAGACCUGGAGAUAUUGUAAGCCUGACAGAAGUCAUCUUGGAAGAGAUGCCCCUGCCAGACCGGCUUUGUAGAGGGGAAUGGGGCACAUCUGAGCUGGCCGGGCUGUUGAGACACGGUUUCAUCGCAGCUUCCUGGUUUCUUAGGACUGAGCAUUCUUCAGAAGAGUGAUAGCUUUUAUUGAACUGACUUCCUGGGACAUCUGCUUUUUGCCAUCUGUUCUACACGUGAAUCUGUAGUAGAGACUGAUUUCUGGGGACUAGAUACUUUAAGUUAUGGAAACGUCAGUUUCUGCAAAUACAGUAUAUAUAUAUGUAUAUAUAUUUGCUGUCCAGUUUCCAUUUUUGUACUGUUUUGCACAUCACUGCUGCUAUUUCUUAACAUUUUUAGUGAUCUGGGAGCUUUCCUGUGUCCUCUUCAAGACUACUGGUCUUCCUCAAGUCCCCAUUGACAUUUUCCAGCUCUGUAGCCUUUCUCUGAUGCGCCGCCUGCUUUUUCCUUUGGUGUCAGGGAAGGGAACCGGCGCAAUUGUGAAACUCCUGCGUACUAGAGAUAAUAUUGUGGCCCUGUGCCACGGGGCACCCUCUCUUCCGAAACCUGGUUUGCAAUAAUAUGUCUGAUGACCUUGUUGCUGUUACCUUAUCGUCGGUAGUAUAUGUUACUGAAAGAAAUGAAAGUAACUAGUAACAGUGAGUUGGGUUCAGAGGUGCUCUUUCGACAGAAGGGUGCUCUGCCGUGGUGGAACGGCACUUCCGUUGGCGGAGGGAGAGGUGAGUUUUUGCUCAUUUUACCCACUCUCUGCAGAUCCACUUUGUAGCUCCUCAGAGGGCAACAUUUCUGGGUGUUUAGAGGGAAAUGAAGGAGUCCCAUUUCAAGAGCUUCGGAUCCACCUCGUGCGUACUCUGAAAAUCCCUUCUGUAACUUCCCUCUGGUUAUAAUAUAUCCAUGCCAUAUCCUACAGCUUGGUGGAUGCAACAGGGAGGCCUUUUUAAUAGGCUCUGAAAUGCAUUGAAAAUACUUUAAAACCUGCAUCCGCUCUUGAUUUAUAAAGGCUGUGUAGCUAGUCCCGUGCUUUUGCGGGAGAUUCGGACUCAUGUUUCUCAGGGAUCAGCCUGCCGCCUAGCAAACUCUCUUUGAGACUGCGGGUAGUUGUAAAUGAAGCAAACAAGAAUAGUCAGGGUCUCCUAUUUGAAGAUGAUAAUAGUAAAAAUUCCAUUAAACUGCAGCUAAAAUAAGCUCUGUUGGGUCCCAGUCUGAAUAUUUAACUUUUUAAAAAAAUAUAAACUGGCAUGGCUUACUUAUGUUUAAAUGUUAGAUGGGUUUUGCAGCAUGAAAAAUCUUGACUGUGAGAAAUCAGCCAUCUUGAAUGUGGCAAUUGCUUUUGAUAACCUUCAAGCCAGAGGUUCACAUUUAGGCUUUCAAUGUUAUGCAAAAUGAGAGUUGUGAGAAAGGGGCCCCCUACAUUCUUAUGCCUCGGUGAUAAUCCUGGGACAAUUUAGUUUGGGAGAUCAUAAUAAAAGACAGAAGGAUUGCCCUCAGAAAGGAAGAGUUUUGAGAAUUAUAGUUUCUGCUGAAACUGAACAUAAAUACUGGUUGUUGUGGGUUUUCUGGGCUGUGUGGUUGUGGUCUGGUGGAUCUUGUUCCUAACGUUUUGCCUGCAUCUGUGACUGGCAUCUCAAGAUCCACCAGACCACGGCCACACAGCCCGGAAAACCCACAGCAACCAGUUGAAUCCGGCCAUGGAAGCCUUCGACAAUACACUGAGCAUAAAUAAUUCAGGCCUAAGGGCCAGUUCACAUGUAUGUAUACCAUAUGGUUACUGAAGGCUUGAUUUGUGAAUGGAUCCCUCUGAAAGACAUACUUUUUAAGAUGACUGGAAGGAGGAGAGCAUCACAUACCUGUUCCGUUUAAUGGUUGAUCUGCGCUAACGCAUUCACACAAGGUGGGGAUCCAAUGAUGAACAUGCGUGUUUAAAAUCAGCUUUUAGUAACCAAAGUAUCCGUUAAAAAUCCAAUUUGCAAACAGUAUUUUAUGCACUUUAAACAUAUUUCAGUUGCUUACUGGAAAAUGUGUGUCUCAGAGACAGAUCCUCAGAGAGCUCAGCCACGUGCCGGUGGAAAUUAUGGGGGAGAUUUAAAUGUCAUCUUUGGGAUCUGCAAUAAUUUAAAAUGCCACUUUUUACGUAAGUGGAACUAAAAAGUGUGUGUUGUCAGCAGUCUGGACAUUGAUAGCAUUUAAGCCUAGCAACAUUCCAAAUUCUAGCUUUUAGAAAUUGUUGUACAUAUUGUAAUUAGUGUAACUAAGACUUUAUUACUGAAGUUUAAUGGUGAAGGGAUUACUUUUUCUUUCAUCCUGAAUUUGUCAGGGCAAUUGCUAAAUACAAGCAACCCCUCCAUUAAAAAUACCUUCGUUUUGCUAUGCAGUUGCUCCAAUCUGAGUGUGGAGCAAUUGUGUUUUUAAGUAAUGCUCACUGUAAACUAGCCAUUCUUUGCACGCAUUGAACUUCUGUAAGCAAGGGGAUCACCAUUCAUUGGGCAUCUCUUUGGAUACCGAUUGGUUGCUUCCCUGGUCAUGAAUAGGGGUUCCUGAUUGUUCUGGCGCAGUUCUGUGCACAUUUGAGGGUAAGUACCAUUGAAUAUACUGGGACUUAUUUCAGAGUAGACAUGUAAGAAUCUGUAGGCAACCAGAUGAGGAAGUCAAUAAGAGUUGGGGUUUUUUUUGCUUUUGGGGGUUAUACUGAUAUGUGCGGGUAGGCGGAAUAGUACCUUUUAUAUGCUUAUGUAUGAAAAUGGAGCUGUAUCUUAGACCGGAAUCAUAGUUACAACUUAAUUAUUAAAAUGUGUAAUGAAGAAGGCAGAUUGUAAGUAUCUGUAAAGUUAUGACUUUUGUAGGUACUCAGUUCUCCUUUAUCAUGGUAACCUAAACUUGUCCUCCUAAAUGAA